Pleurotus ostreatus (oyster mushroom) is the source of this 549-nucleotide messenger RNA. RefSeq lists its product as uncharacterized. Lineage: Eukaryota; Fungi; Basidiomycota; Agaricomycetes; Agaricales; Pleurotaceae. Bases 1 to 549 code for a protein of 182 amino acids. The record is from RefSeq and is a predicted model, not a curated record. The transcript has 4 exons.
AUGGUGGGGGACGACGACGACGACGUAUCGCAGCGCAGGGCUGAAGAAGAGCUGCGGCACCCGCAAUGUCAGCGGAUUACGUAUGGCGUGUUGCACGUCGCUCUGUGCGAUGCAGCGUCGGAUUCCCUAUUCCCCAUUGCCGCGCACGCCAGGAGGCAGGGCGUCGCCUCCACUGUCGCAACUACACCGAGACCCUCCCAGACGUCCCACGAACUCGCGGCGAGGCCGUCCAAGAUAACCGCGCCAGCUGAGGAGCCAAGCACCACGCAUCAAGCACCAAGCACCAAGCACCAAGCAAACACGCCUCGCGGCAGGACCUCUGGCACAGACGCAGACGCAGACGCAGACGCUGUUGGGAAUGCAUACACCGGAGGUGCGACGGCGGGUUCGGCUGGGAGUGAAGUUGCACGACGUCCGAGGAGAGGAGAGAUUGACAAGGGGGACGUACCGGCCGAGCUUUCAUCCCAACCACUGGCGGUGUCCGCUACGACGAUCUCCAGCAUGCCCUUAAACAGCCACCCACACUCUCUGGCCCUCACAGUCUUCUAA